This is a messenger RNA of Trichoderma aggressivum f. europaeum, 1266 nucleotides long. RefSeq lists its product as uncharacterized. Gene Ontology annotation, molecular function: FAD binding; monooxygenase activity. The record is from RefSeq and is a predicted model, not a curated record. Lineage: Eukaryota; Fungi; Ascomycota; Sordariomycetes; Hypocreales; Hypocreaceae. Bases 1 to 1266 code for a protein of 421 amino acids. The transcript has a single exon.
AUGUCCGCCGCAGCCAAAAGUCCAGCAACCUCCUCCCUCAGCAUAGCCAUCGUCGGCUCCGGCCUGGGUGGUCUUUCCGCCGCCAUUGCUCUGCGGCGUGCCGGCCAUCAAGUCACCAUCUAUGAACGAUAUGACUUUGGCGGAGAAGUCGGCGCGUCGCUGUCGCUCGCCUCCAAUGGCUCGCGGUUCCUGCAAGAAUGGGAAGUGGACAUUCCGGCCGCUAAGCCCGUCAUUCUGCGGAACCUCAUCAUGCACGAUUGGUCGUCGGGGGAGGUUUCCGGCCAGUAUCCACUGGGAGACUAUCGUGAGCGAUUUGGAACAGACUACAACAAUUUCCACAGAAUUGAUCUUCAUAAGCACCUAAAAAAUGUGGCCACUGCCGAGGCGGGCCAGGGCCCUCCGGCACAGCUAAAGGUGUGGCAUAAAGCCAUCAAGCUAGAUCCCGCCGAGGGCAGAAUAACAUUUGAAAACGACAACGAGGCUGUCCAUGAUGUCGUCGUUUGUGCGGAUGGAAUUCGAAGUCAAAUGCGAGAGCAGCUUGGCAUCACUCCGCAGGUCACACCAUCCACCUCAUGUUGCUAUCGGUGCAUCAUAAGCACGAAAAAGCUCCGCGAGUUGGGCCUCGGCGAAUUCGCUGAUAAUAGUGCUAUUGAGUUCUGGGGCGGGAAAGGCAUCAAUAAGAUUGUCAUGAGCCCUUGCUCCAACCACGAGGUCGUCAGCUGCUAUUGCUUCUACCCGGCUGAGAAGAACGAUCUCAAGGAGGACGGCUGGAACAUCUCGUCCACGGGCGAGAAUCUGGCAGCAACAUUCCCUGAUCUGGACGAGAGACUCCGGCUCCUGUUUCAAAAUGCAGAGGACAUCAAGAUGUGGCGACUUUACAACCACGAGCCCUACCCAUCUUGGGUAAAUGGCCGCUGCUGCCUGCUUGGGGACGCAGCUCAUCCCAUGAUGCCUGAUCAGUCUCAAGGCGCUUGCAUGGCCCUGGAGGAUGCUGGAGCGCUUGGCAUCCUCUUCUCGGACAAGUAUGCACAUCUGUCGAUACCGGAGAAGCUUCAGAUGUACGAGCUUGAGCGCAGACCGCGAGCCACGCGAGUGCAAGAGAGUAGCCGGCGAGCCAGAACAGACAUUACGGAACGCAUCGGUUGGAGCAGCGCCAAUGACAGACCAGGGAAGCUGACCAUUGAAGAGGUGUGCGGGUACGAUAUGCAUUCCCAUGUGGCUGAGCUAGAAGAGAAACUCGCACAUCCCGUAUCAAACCCCUGGUAG